GGUUGUGAUGCACCUGUACUGGACACAAAAUAGAACAGAGUGAAAGGCAAAAUUCACCUCUCAGCUCGAAGCAGAGGAACAGAUAAUACUGAAGAAAAGCGAGAUCCAAAUUUUUUUUUUUUUACCAGAGCCAUUUAUCAGACUGAAGAGACCAGCUGCCAAUCCAAGGACCAGUCUGUGGGUGAGCAUGACGAUGUUUGUGCCACAGAGCCUCUCUCCAACUUCAUGUGGGACCCAGUACCCCAGUCUGGGACAGGAGUCUCCAGAGUUCAGCCUGUACAGCGACAGCUUCUACAGCCCUCUAGCCGUGUCUAGCCUGCAGCAGGCCACCCCUCCUGCCUAUGACCUGGGAGACUACACCAGCUCUUCUACCAAUCCUUACCUGUGGUUCAAUGGCCCAGAGCUCAACAGUGUUCCCUACAUAGAGGGACCCACGGGGCCAGCUUGUGGGCCCUAUGUGCCCCAACACUGCAACAUGCAAAGGCCCUAUCUGGGUGCUGAUGGGCCGGGGGUUGUGGUAGGGGACCUGAGCUGGUUUUCCAUGCCCUCUCAAGAAGAGCUGAUGAAGCUAGUCAGGCCACCCUACUCCUACUCUGCCCUUAUUGCCAUGGCGAUCCAUGGGGCCCAAGAGAGACGGCUCACCCUGAGCCAGAUCUACCAAUAUGUAGCAGACAACUUCCCCUUCUACAACAAAAGCAAGGCCGGGUGGCAGAACUCUAUUCGCCACAACCUCUCCCUCAAUGACUGCUUCAAAAAGGUGCCCCGAGAUGAGGAUGAUCCAGGCAAGGGUAACUAUUGGACCUUGGACCCCAACUGUGAGAAGAGGUUCGACAACGGCAACUUCCGUCGCAAGAGGAAGAGGAAGUCAGAAUCCCUGCCUGGCGACGGGGGCUCCUCAGGUUCUGAGUCAUUAGAGUCCAGCCCCAAACACCCCAACAACAUGAGUGACGUGUCCAGCUCCUCUGACCGCGGCCCCUCCCCCAUCUCCUCAGCUCCCUCCCUCUGCCUGAACAGCUUCCUGUCUCAGAUGGCUUAAGUGGGGACGGUAUCAAACACAGUAGAGGCAGAUACCCUCCACAGACCCAGGCUGUCUAUAGAGGUACCCCAACGGGCCUCUCCGUCCCAGGGAUACGGCUCCUACUCUCCCAACGCUACAGUGCCUCACUGGGAAGUCCAUAUGUCUCCUCCGCAGCACCCUACCAUCCCUUCCUCCCCUCCCCUCUACCCUGGGGGCUACAGGGACUCUGUCCGCUCCCUGCUCAGCAACCAGCUAUACCCAGCCUUGGACACUAUACUUUACCAACAGGAAGGCACAGAGGUGUAAAGCACAACUGAUAGAGCCACUCUACUCCAUAGGGCAGGCUGCCUUUGGGCAAACUCUCACUACAAUAUCUUCCUCAGCAGAGAAUUAAACUUCACUGAACACAUACUAAAGAGGAUGAUUUACAAUGUUUUUUUCCCCUCUCUCUUAAUUGAUUGUACGUAUGUAUAUUGUUUGCUGUUCCAUAUACUGUUUUUAUAAUAUGAACUCAACUAUCUGUAAAACAUUUGAGGGAUUCUUGGAUUCAAACAUUUUUAAAGUGGGUUUUGUAUGUGAUGUACGUAAAUGUCCUGUCAUCAAGCUUUUUACAAUUUUUUUUAAAUAAAAAACAACAACAAUAAGAAAUUCUCA
Oncorhynchus keta (chum salmon) is the source of this 1672-nucleotide messenger RNA. Its product is annotated as forkhead box protein I1-ema-like. Gene Ontology annotation, molecular function: DNA-binding transcription factor activity, RNA polymerase II-specific; RNA polymerase II cis-regulatory region sequence-specific DNA binding. The transcript has 2 exons. The record is from RefSeq and is a predicted model, not a curated record. Bases 188 to 1036 code for a protein of 282 amino acids. Lineage: Eukaryota; Metazoa; Chordata; Actinopteri; Salmoniformes; Salmonidae. Gene Ontology annotation, biological process: regulation of transcription by RNA polymerase II; anatomical structure morphogenesis; cell differentiation.